This is a messenger RNA of Zonotrichia leucophrys gambelii, 668 nucleotides long. It is a transcript of the gene TIMM10B, whose product is annotated as translocase of inner mitochondrial membrane 10B. The transcript has 3 exons. The record is from RefSeq and is a predicted model, not a curated record. Lineage: Eukaryota; Metazoa; Chordata; Aves; Passeriformes; Passerellidae. Gene Ontology annotation, cellular component: mitochondrial intermembrane space chaperone complex. The coding region runs from base 70 to 399 and encodes 109 amino acids.
GAAGUGACGUACCGGAGUUCGGCGUGUGGUUCCGCGGGCGCGGAGGGACCGGGCCCGGCCGGGGCCGGGAUGGACCCGGCAGCCGAGCACCGGCAGCAGCUCCGCAGCCUGCGGGACUUCCUGCUGGUCUACAACCGCAUGACCGAGCUCUGCUUCCGCCACUGCGUCUGCAACCUCAACUACCGGCUGCUCACGGGCCGCGAGGAGUCGUGCCUGGACAGCUGCGCCGCCAGGCUGGUCCGCGCCAACCACCGCCUGAUGGGCGCCUACGUGGGGCUGGUGCCCGCGCUGCUGCAGCGCCGCGCCGCCGAGCACGCGGCUGCCGCACCGCCGGCCGCCCCUGAGCCGGCGCCGGGCCCCGCGGAGCCCGCGGAGGGCGCUCCCGCUGCCGGCACGUAGCAGCAGCUGGCCGCAGCUCCCCGCGGCCGUCGGACGCGACUGGCGGCAGCCCGGCCCGCACCGGCCGGAGCGGCUGCAUCCCUGCUGCACGGAGCCCCAGGCCGGAGCAGCACCCGCGCUGGGCCCCGGGAGCCCCGAGCAGCAGCGGCUGGGCUGUGCCGGGCACCAGGGAGGGGGGCACUGGAACAGGGGGAAGGCCCCCCUAGCCCUCCUGGUUGUGGAUUUCUGGGCAGUGGACUGUGAGUACCAAUAAAACAUCUUCACAGUAA